Messenger RNA from Parascedosporium putredinis, 759 nucleotides. Lineage: Eukaryota; Fungi; Ascomycota; Sordariomycetes; Microascales; Microascaceae. The record is from the annotation of a GenBank genome assembly.
AUGAGCCGCAAAGGCUGGGGUUUCACAACCCUCAAACUGGAGAGCGUGGAAUCCGUCGGCCCCGUUUUCAAGAAGUUGCGGUUCCAGUUGCCCGAGGGGAGUUCGUUGGCCAUGCUCCCACUAACGUCCGCCAUCCUCACAUUUAGUCGGCCAAAUGGCAGCUUCUUCCCCGUCAUCCGGCCCUACACGCCCAUCACCCGCCCAGACGACAAAGGCUUCAUCGACCUCCUCGUCAAACAAUACCCCAACGGCAAAGCCAGCACCCACCUCCACUCCCUCCAGCCCGGCGAUACCCUCUCCGUAGCCGGCCCCAUUCCCGGCUACGCCUGGAAACCCAACGAGCAGCCUCACGUGAACCUCGUCGCCGGCGGCGCGGGCAUCACGCCCAUGUACCAGCUCAUCCAGGGUAUCCUCGGCAACGCGGACGAGACGACCAAGAUCAAGCUCAUCUACGGCGCCAACACGGAAGCCGAGCUCGUCCUCCGAGAUGAACUCACGGCGCUCGAGAAGAAGUUUCCGGACCGCUUCCACGCCGUGUACACUGUCUCGGAUCCCGCCACCGCCGAGAGCUCGGAUACCCACAAGGGCCGUAUCACAAAAGAGCUUCUCGAGGCGGAGUUGGCGCGGCCGGGCAAGGUUUUCGUUUGCGGGCCGCCGGCGAUGGAGCAGUCGCUUGUGGGGACAAAGGGCUUGCUGUGGGGAAAGUCGGGCGUAUUACAAGAACUGGGAUAUUCCAAGAGCGAAAUCUACAAGUUCUGA